AUGUUGAAUCAUCCGUCGGCGAAUCCGUUCGCUAUCGCCACCAGUACGAGCACCUCAGGUCUUGGCGGCUCCGAGUUGUGUAGCGCCGCCAUAGGCCAACCACCACCAGCCCAUCAGCAUCGACCACAAAUGGGCUCAUCUGCGUCCUCUUCUCUGCUGAAUGGCGCCUCGAUUGCAAAUCCGUUAGAUUCCAGUAUAAGCACGAGUGAAGCUGCAUCCAUUGCUUCACAUCCAACACCUCAUGAUUGGAGGAAAUCAGACGAAUUUUUGCAGGCGAACCCUUGGCAGUUGAUGGGUUUGAUGCCACAGCAAGGCACUGCAAUGCAGCAACANCACUUUUUCUAUUUUCUCCGCAGUGGAUGGUUUUCAUUUUUCAAAUUUUCGGUUUGUUUUUGUUAA
Messenger RNA from Anisakis simplex (herring worm), 399 nucleotides. The record is from the annotation of a GenBank genome assembly. Lineage: Eukaryota; Metazoa; Nematoda; Chromadorea; Rhabditida; Anisakidae.